AUGGACGAUUGGAGGCAGCGCGCGAAGACACUGACCAAUCAGAUUUACGCCGUGGACCCUAACUAUGUGCAAAACACCGAGCCGCGGCCGAUCGGGCAGGUGUCGUACGCGGACAUCGCCGCGGGCCGCACGAGCCCCGGCUCGCGGGGCUCGAGCCCGUUCCGAAACCCGCGAGAGGAGGCCCGGUCGUCCUCGCCGCUGGCGAUCCAGCUGCUGAGGCCCACCGUCCACAAACCGAUCGCGGAGCGACCGAUCCGCCGCGAUUCGCCGCCGCCGCCGCGCAGCGCCGACUCGGAAACUCGGCGAGAGACGCCGCGGGCCGCGUCCGAGCAGAAGGAUCUCGAGCCUGGACCGACCCGUCAGCGCGCGACCGUCGCGUCCGCGACCAAGGCGGACGCCGCCGAAUCCAGGCGGCGGCCGCAAGCCGGAAGGCCGACGGCCAGGAAGGAGCAGCCGCCGGAGAGGACGCCGGCCUUCGAGGCCGGCGGAGAGCCUCCGGCCCCGACCAACGCCGCUUUGGCUCCGAAAGAGGAGAGACGAGGACGGUCCGCCAGCCCGAUCUGGGCGCCCGGCUCCACCACGUACGCCGACAUUCUCCGCGGGAGAGCCAGCGCUUCGAGGAGUCCGUCCGCCGAGACCAGAAAGCCGGCGUAUUCGGUGCCGAAGGAAGCCGAGGCGAGGGCCGGCGGCGAAGUCGCGGGCUCCCGAGGAAGCCGGUCGUCCGGAGACCGAUCGCGGGCAACCCGAGGUUCCGGUUGCCUCGAACCAGCCGGAAGAGAUGCCGGACGCUCGGGUCGGCUGGACGGACGAGCCCCUCGACGAGUACAAUCUGCUGGAGAAGAGCUACGACGCGGGGACGCGAGUUCCCGAGGUCUACGGCUACGUUCAUCCGCCCAUGCCCGAGCUGGUGGGCUUCAUCGGCUCGCAGAUCGCCUAUCCGGAGCUUUCGUACGUCUACGUGCCCGCGGCGCCGCCUCCGCAAGUGGCUCUACCUCGUUACGACGGUCGGAUGCCGUUCCCGUCGGAGCAGUAUGUCGCUCGGCCGAGUUACCUGCCGGAGGCCCGGACCGAGACCGAGGUCGAGGCCGUGACCGCGACCGCGACCGCGACCGCGACCGUGACCGAGACAGAGGCCGGAACCGAGAUCCAUCGGCCCGGUCAGCAGCCGCCGCCGAAGCAUCAGAAGCAGCCGCGAGCGAAGAACCCGGCGAGAGACGCCGCGGCCGCGGCGAUCGAGCAGCGCGCCGAGGAGAAACGCGGUCCUGCUCCAGCGCCUUCCGCGGACGUUCCUCCGGCGGUCGAGGCCGACCCUUCGUCUCCGUCUCCGCCUCCGCCUUCGCCACCGCCUUCGGCUUCGAUUUCGUCGCAGAGCACGGAACAACGGCCGGAGGAGCCCUCGACGCGACCGGAAGAGGCACCGCAGACGACCAAGUCGAGGCCGCCGAACGAGAGCAAGACGUUCUCCUACGCUCAGAUCCUCUCUCAGGGCCUCGGCCCCCGAGCGGCAGCCGCUGCUCCGCCCUCCGCCGUGAUCGGCUUCGCGGCGAGACGAGCCAAGGAGAGGUCGCGAUCGCCCGUGAACUCGAACGGAUCGUCGAUGCACGAGUCGACGCCACCCGGAGAGGCUGGACAGAGACCGGCGAGAGAGUCCUCGGCGGCGAAGGAGAAGAGGGAGGAGACCGCGUGGGACACGACGAGGAAGAGAGAGCCGAGGAGGAAUCAGCAGCAGGAGACGAAGAGGAGACCGGAGCCGACGACGACGACGACGACGACGACGACGACGACGACGACGACGACGGCGGCGGCGGCGGCGGAGGAAAAGCCGGAGAAGAAGGAACCGGAGGAACGAGGAGAGAAGCGCGAGAAGAGGCAGCCUGAAAUUCGAGAGAAACGAAAGAAGAAGCGAGCCGAACCCGUGAAAGAGGAAGGGAAGAAGCGAUUCGAUGUCCGAGAGAGAAAGGAGGAGAAACGA
Molecule: messenger RNA, 1972 nt
Organism: Megalopta genalis
Lineage: Eukaryota; Metazoa; Arthropoda; Insecta; Hymenoptera; Halictidae
Source: RefSeq, a predicted model, not a curated record